AGCUGGACAACCGCCCCCAUAAUCAGACCGACUCUCCACCUCAUCACCUCUCUCUCUAAGAUCUCUAUAUAAGGAGAGAGAGAGCAUCUUAGUAACUCCACCACAUUACUCCAUCCUAAAUCCUACUAUACCCUCCCAGGAAAAAAUCCCUACAAAAAUGCUCACCCCCAAUGAUCUCGAAAAUGCCACUCCAUACACUCCGCUGCCGGACUCCGCCGCUUCCUCGGCGGAUCGCCACCGACCCAUCAAGGCUCUCGCCGGGAUAUUCCUUUCCCUGCUUUUUCUAUCACUUCUAAUCGUCUUGAUUUUUAACCAAGACCCACAACCCUCCCCUGAUAAAGUCAUGAACGAAAAUGAUCAGCCAACGUCUUCUCCUCUGAUCCCAAUGUCGUCCGAAAAGUUAAUUCUGCAGUCGAGAAGGAUGGCGCAGGCGCAGGGGGUGUCGUUGAAGACAUUCCGGGACUUCUCCGGCGAACAUGACUCGGUGUAUCCUUGGAGCAACGCCAUGUUGGCUUGGCAAAGAACUGCUUUCCAUUUCCAACCAGAAAAAAACUGGAUGAAUGGUCCAUUAUUUUACAAGGGGUGGUACCACAUUUUCUACCAGUACAACCCGGAAUCCGCGGUUUGGGGCAACAUCGCAUGGGGCCACGCAGUUUCGGAAGACAUGAUCCAUUGGCUCCACCUUCCCUCCGCCAUGGUACCCGAUAACUGGUUCGACGCUAAUGGUGUUUGGACCGGGUCUGCUACGAUCCUACCCGAUGGCCAAAUCGUAAUGCUUUACACCGGGUCCACCGACAAAAAAAUGCAGGUGCAAAACCUUGCGUAUCCUGCCAACCUAUCCGAUCCGCUCCUGCUAGACUGGGUCAAGUACUCUGGUAACCCAGUUUUGGUUCCCCCGCUCGGUAUUCGUCCGAAAGAUUUUAGGGACCCUACCACCGCAUGGGUCAACCGAGAUGGAAAAUGGCGGGUUGCUAUCGGGUCAAAGGUUAAUUCCACGGGUAUUACCCUUGUUUACGAAACCACCAAUUUUACUAGUUUUGAAUUAUUGGAGGGUGUUAUGCAUGCCGUUCAUGGUACGGCUAUGUGGGAGUGUGUGGACUUUUACCCGGUUUCAACAAGUGACGCAAAUGGGCUGGACACGUCGUUCAAUGGGCCGGGUAUUAAGCAUGUCCUAAAGGCAAGCUUGGAUGAUAAGAAGAAGGAUUAUUAUGCAAUUGGGACAUAUGAUCCUGUAAAUAACACGUGGACGCCCGAUAACCCGGAAAUGGAUGUGGGUAUCGGGUUGCGGGUGGAUUAUGGGGUGUACUAUGCAUCGAAGACGUUUUAUGACCAGAAUAAGCAGAGGAGGAUCUCGUGGAGUUGGAUCGGAGAAACUGAUAAUGAAAGUGAUGACCUUUUGAAGGGUUGGGCAUCAGUUCAGACCAUUCCAAGGACGGUAGUGUUUGACAAGAAGACCGGAAGCAACAUACUUCAAUGGCCAGCGGAAGAAGUGGAGAGUUUGCGAUUGAACGUUACUGAAUUCCAUGGAGUGGAGCUUGGUCCGGGAUCAGUCGUGCCACUGAACAUAAGCUCGGCUACACAGUUGGACAUCGUCGCUACAUUUGAAGUAGACAAGGCGGCGCUGGAGGCGACAACUGAAGCCGAUGUUGGUCACACAUGCAGCACCACCGGUGGUGCUGCAUCGAGAGGUGCUUUGGGACCUUUCGGGCUGCUGGUUCUCGCUGAUGAAUCGUUGUCCGAGUUAACGCCUGUCUAUUUCUACAUUUCUAAGGACAUUGACGGCAGUUACAAGACCUUCUUCUGUUCCGAUGAGAUGAGGUCAUCAAAGGCUUCAUCAGUUAACAAGAGGGUGCAUGGUGGCACGGUCCCUGUGCUCGAGGGCGAAAAAUUCUCUAUGCGAUUAUUGGUGGAUCAUUCGAUUGUGGAGAGCUUUGCUCAAGGAGGAAGAACAGUGAUCACGUCUCGAAUUUACCCGACGAGGGCCAUCGAUGGAGCAGCGCGAGUAUUUCUGUUCAACAAUGCCACCGGAACAAGUGUAACAGCAUCUCUGAAGAUAUGGCAAAUGGAUUCAGCACACAUUCACCAAUUCUUGUUGGAUCAGAUGUAGUUCACUCUGGUCAAUUCAUCCCUUUUCCUUGUUUGGUUGUCUGGAAAAUGGAAGAAAAAGGGGAGGAAAAAAAAAAUCUGGAAUUUCGCAGCAACCAAAAAUCCCAUUUUUUUGGGCAUGUCCAAAGGCAAUAUGUAAUUAAUUGUAGAUCAUUUGAACAGUGAGUAUUGGAAUGUUGAUAGUUUUCGAUCUC
Messenger RNA from Rhododendron vialii, 2300 nucleotides. RefSeq names its product beta-fructofuranosidase, soluble isoenzyme I-like. Gene Ontology annotation, biological process: carbohydrate metabolic process. The record is from RefSeq and is a predicted model, not a curated record. The coding region runs from base 158 to 2107 and encodes 649 amino acids. Lineage: Eukaryota; Viridiplantae; Streptophyta; Magnoliopsida; Ericales; Ericaceae. Gene Ontology annotation, molecular function: beta-fructofuranosidase activity. The transcript has 7 exons.